AUGGUUAAAAUCAACACCAUUAAUAGAUCUGCAGAUGAUUAUGUCCCAAUUAAAUCCACUCAAGAAUCAGCGUUACCAAGGAACUUGAAUCCGGAAUUGCAUGCGUUUGAAAGAGCUAGAGAAUAUACUAAGGCAUUACAAGCAACAAAGUUGGAAAGAAUGUUUGCAAAACCAUUUAUUGGACAACUAGGGUAUGGUCAUAGAGAUGGUGUUUAUCACAUCGCCAAAAACUAUCAUAUUUUAAAUCAAAUAAGCACUGGGGAUGGCGAAGGUAUAAUCAAGUUUUGGAAUUUAAAUGAUAGAACUGAAAAGUUAAGUUAUAAAGCACAUUAUGGACUGGUUACUGGGUUAAGUAUGACCCCACAAUUGUUAGGGAGCGCUGCAGGAAUGUUAAUUUCUUGUGGUGAUGAUAAAACAAUUAAGUUAUGGGAUGUAGAUAGUUUAAACAAUGGUUUAACCAGUAGCAAGUUUUCAGAGAAAGUUGAAAAGGACACACGUAAUGAAAUUGGACUAGUUAAAACGUUUUAUGGGGAAACAGCUUUCCAAAGCUUAGAUUGUCAUAGGGACAAAGCACAAUUUAUUACUGGUGGACCAACGAUUCAAUUAUGGGAUUGUAAUAGAUCCAAGCCGCUAAGUGAUUUAAGUUGGGGUUGUGACACAGUAACGCAUGUAAAAUUCAACCAAGUGGAAAAAGAUAUAUUGUGUAGUACAGGUACAGAUAAUAGCAUUGUGUUGUAUGAUUUAAGGACAAAUUCACCAACGCAAAAAUUGGUGCAAACGAUGAGGACGAAUGCCAUCUGUUGGAAUCCUAUGGAAGCGUUUAAUUUUGUAGUUGCCAAUGAAGACCAUAAUUGUUAUUAUUAUGAUAUGAGAAAAUUAUCCAGAGCUUUAAACGUUUUCAAGGAUCAUGUUAGUGCCGUCAUGGACGUUGAUUUUUCUCCCACUGGUGAAGAAAUAGUGACUGGGUCAUAUGAUAAGACAAUUAGGAUUUACAAUGUCAGACAAGGACACUCAAGAGAUGUUUAUCACACAAAAAGAAUGCAAAGAGUUUUUCAAGUUAAAUAUACAAUGGACAGCAAGUAUAUCGUUAGUGGUAGUGAUGAUGGAAACGUAAGAUUGUGGAGAGGUGUUUCUUGGGAAAGAUCCAACGUGAAGACCAGUAAGGAAAAGAGUAAACUAGAAUACGAUGAAAAAUUGAAGGAGAAGUUCAAGUACAUGCCUGAAAUUAGAAGAAUCGGUAGGCACAGACAUGUUCCUAAGGUUAUAAAGAAGGCUGGUGAAAUUAAGAAAGUUGAACUUGACAGUUUGAGGAGGAGGGAAAUGAAUGAAAGGAAAACACGUAAAGAUAUGGCAUUUGUGCCUGAAAGAAAAAAGCAAAUUGUUGGCCAAGUUUUCAAAUAUGAAAAUGAAGAUACUGAUAGAAAGUACAAAGAAGAAAAAGAUGAGCUUGAAGAUUGA
This is a messenger RNA of Saccharomycodes ludwigii, 1458 nucleotides long. RefSeq names its product rRNA-processing protein SOF1 (gene SOF1). Bases 1 to 1458 code for a protein of 485 amino acids. The record is from RefSeq and is a predicted model, not a curated record. Gene Ontology annotation, biological process: maturation of SSU-rRNA from tricistronic rRNA transcript (SSU-rRNA, 5.8S rRNA, LSU-rRNA). The transcript has a single exon. Lineage: Eukaryota; Fungi; Ascomycota; Saccharomycetes; Saccharomycodales; Saccharomycodaceae. Gene Ontology annotation, cellular component: nucleolus; small-subunit processome. Gene Ontology annotation, molecular function: protein binding.